Molecule: messenger RNA, 1886 nt
Organism: Cyprinodon tularosa
Lineage: Eukaryota; Metazoa; Chordata; Actinopteri; Cyprinodontiformes; Cyprinodontidae
Gene: waca
Product: WW domain containing adaptor with coiled-coil a
Exons: 13
Coding region: 175-1806 (543 amino acids)
Biological process (GO): positive regulation of TORC1 signaling; regulation of autophagy
Cellular component (GO): nucleus
Molecular function (GO): RNA polymerase II complex binding; chromatin binding
Source: RefSeq, a predicted model, not a curated record
UGGCUGAGCUGUGUUUUCAGAUUGGGAGCUGGACUGAGGGGAGGGCGCUCUUCAGACCAGCGCUCCCGAUAGCAUUGCUAUAACUGACGAUUUCAGGUCGUCGAAUUUCAAGGAACACAUAGCGCCAUUAUCAAGUCUUUCACAUCCCACUCUAAGCACACUAACACGGCAUUGAUGGUAAUGUAUGCAAGGAAACAACCGAGACUCGGCGAUGGGUGCGACCGAAGAGAUUCUCAGCCCUAUCAGACUCUCAAAUAUUCAUCCAAAAGCCAUCCAGGAGGGGAACAUCGGCGCGAAAAGACGCGCGACCCUGCAGAUGUCACUCCUCCUUGCAAGGUGCUCAGGAGGUCUGACAGCCCGGAGAACAAACACGGGGACAGCGCAGGCCACGGCAGAGCAAAGGCUGUCCACACGCACCGCGUCAGAGAAAGGGAUGGAGGACCCAGUUAUUCUCCACAAGAAAAUUCCCACAACCACAGUUCCCUCCAUAGCUCCAACUCUCAUUCUAACCCCCACAAGACCUCAGACACGCCUUACGAGCCUGGAGACGACUGGUCCGAGCACAUCAGCUCCUCUGGGAAGAAAUACUACUACAACUGCAGGACAGAGGUGUCCCAGUGGGAGAAGCCCAAAGAAUGGCUGGAGAGAGAACAGAGGCAAAAGGAGGCGACAAAGACCGCUGUUGUCAACAGUUUCCCCAAAGACAGGGACUACAGAAGGGAGGCCAUGCAAGCAACAGCAGCCCCAGGCUUUGCUGGAUCUAAGUCGACUCCGGUGGAGAAGCCCACAGCGACUCUUCCCAGCCAGUCCCAGUCCUCCUCCUCGGCUGCGGGGAGCUUGAACCCUUCAUCGGGGCCGCCAGGAUCAUCCGCCUCCACCGUGCCUGUCUCCCCGGUCCUUCAGUCACCAACCCCCCCGAUCCUUCAGGACCCCAAUCUGCUUCGCCAGCUCCUCCCAGCACUUCAGACGGCUCUGCAGCUCAACAACGCCAGCGUAGAUAUGGCAAAAAUCAACGAAGUUCUCACAGCUGCCGUCACACAAGCUUCAUUACAGUCUAUGCUCCACAAGAUCCUCACAGCCGGACCGUCGGCUUUCAACAUCACUACUAUCCUCUCUCAAGCUGCCCAGCUCUCCAACCAAGCUCAACAAUCAAAUCAGUCACCAAUGUCUUUAACGUCAGACGCGUCGUCGCCGAGGUCCUACGUCUCGCCGAGGAUCAGCACGCCGCAGACGAACGUUGGUCCUUUAAAGCCCCACCUUAGCGCACAGCCCGUCAUCUCACAGCCAAAAGUGAGCACGCCAGCAGUGAAGCAGCCGCCUCAUUCGCAACCCCCGUCUCAGCAGUCCCUAUCGAGCGAGAAGCAUCACGGUCACGACGCCACCACGGCCUCGCCGCGCGCGCUUCAGCGCCAGAGCAGUCAGAGGAGUCCGUCUCCAGGACCCAACCACGUCGCCUCCAGCAGCAACACCUCCACCUCUGCCUCGGCGCCCCCCAACGCCUCGGCGGCCCGACCUUCCUGCUCCCUCACCCCCACGCUGGCCACCCACUUUAACGAGAACCUUAUCAAACACGUGCAGGGAUGGCCCGCAGAACACGCAGAGAAACAGGCAUCCAGACUACGCGAAGAAGCUCACAGCAUGGGGAGCAUCUGCAUGUCUGAGAACUGCACCGAGCUCAAAAACCUGCGCUCUCUGGUCCGAGUCUGUGAAAUCCAAGCCACCCUGCGGGAGCAGAGGAUAUUGUUUCUGAGACAGCAAAUCAAAGAACUUGAAAAGUUGAAGAAUCAAAAUUCCUUCAUGGUCUGAGAACUUUGGGGUCGAGAGUUUGUUGUUUUGGGGGAGGGGGCGGGGAACCCAUUGCACAGAGCGGUUGUUUGGUUCCUCUC